AUUCAUAGCUUUGAAAUUUCCGACCCGCACCAGAUCCCCAAGGGGCUUAGACCAUGGACUACUCGGUCCAGACUCUCCCGCCAGCCUCGGACCUCUCCUCCUCGGUGCUCUCUUUCCUCGACGAUAAGUUUGGCACCAAGGAGAAUCUCAACGAUGCUCCGCGUCUCGUCUCGGAGCUCCACACUCAGUGCUCCGAUUUGGAUCGGACUUUAACCGACAUCAACCGGAGGCUAGGAGCGAGUCUUGUUGCAUACGCUGCGUUUUCCGACCGAUUCGACCGUUGUUUCAACGACAUCAAUGCCAAAUUGAUCGCUCUCGGGUCCUCCACUCGCUCCCAUGGCUCGAUAUCAGAUGGAAGAGCUGGAAAGGGAAACGAGAGGGCGGAGCAGAUUUUGGGGGAAGAGCUGCCGGCAUUGGCCAAGGAGGUGGCAAGGGUGGAGACUGUUCGAAUGUAUGCAGAGACAGCGUUAAAGCUUGACAAUUUGGUUGGCGAUAUUGAAGAUGCUGUCUCUUCUACUAUGAACAAAAACCUCAGAAAGCAUUCUAUGACCCAAAACUCAGAGGAAACACGUCUGCUCGCUAUUAAAACUCUGAAACUGACAGAAGAUGUCUUAACUUUUGUUACAAAGACACGCCCUAAAUGGGCACGUCUUGUUUCAUCAGUUGAUCACAGGGUAGAUCGAGCCCUAGCCGUUUUACGACCCCAAGCAAUUGCAGACCAUCGGGCCCUUCUUGCUUCCCUUGGAUGGCCACCACCUCUUUCCACUUCGAUCUCGUCCAAGCUAGAUACAAGGAAAUCAACAGAAGUCCCAAAUCCUCUUUUUACAAUGCAAGGGGAUUUGAAACACAAGUACUGUGAAAACUUUCUUUCCUUGUGCAGCCUACAGGAGUUGCAGAGACGAAGAAAAUCUAGGCAGCUAGAGGGUUAUUACAAGGAAGUGGCUCUGCACCAGCCACUCUGGGCUAUUGAAGAGCUUGUAAAUCCUAUUUCAUUGGCAUCCCAACGCCAUUUCUCAAAAUGGAUCGAUAAACUAGAAUUCAUUUUUGCCCUUGUGUAUAAGAUCACCAGGGACUAUGUUGACUCUAUGGAUGAGUUAUUGCAACCGCUGGUUGAUGAAGCAAUGCUAUCUGGGUAUAGUUGCAGAGAAGAAUGGGUAUCGGCAAUGGUUAUCUCCUUAUCAACAUACUUGGCUAAAGAAAUAUUUCCCGUAUAUCUUGGUCAACUGGAUGAAGAGACCGUCACUAAUGGUCGUUCUCAGGCAAGGACAUCAUUGCUGCAUCUUGUUGAUUUGAUGAUAUCUUUUGAUAAACGAGUCAGGUCGCUGGUAGAGCAUUCUGGAAUAUUGCUUUCCUAUGAGGAAGAUGGGAACCUGCAGAAGAUUUCUUGUCUGUCUGUAUUUUGCGAUCGACCUGACUGGCUUGAUUUAUGGGCAGAAAUAGAGCUUAGUGAUGCGCUAGAUAAGAUAAAACCUGAGAUGGAUGAUGAGAAAAUUUGGAGAAUGAAAGUUCAGGGGGCAGUUCUUGUAUCUGGUCCUGAAGAUUUCAAGUCUCCUGCAGUUUCCAGUGCAUUUCUUAAGCACCUAUCAUCUGUGGUUGAGCGAUGCCGAUCAUUGCCUAGCACUUCUUUGAGAUCAAGGUUUCUCAAAUUAGCAGGCACACCUAUGAUACAAAAUUUUUUGGAUUGCGUCCUUCUCAGAUGCCAAGAAGCUGAAGGACUGACUGCCUUAACAGAUGAUGGUGCCAUGAUUAAAGUUGCAAAGUCCAUUAAUGCUGCUCACUACUUUGAAUCCAUUUUAAAGGAAUGGAGUGAGGAUGUAUUUUUUCUGGAGAUGGGAUCAGAUAAGGGUGAUCAACCAGGGAUAUCAGUAUCUGAGAAUAAUGAAGGUGAAGGUCCUGCAAGUGGUAUUUUUGACGAGGAGAUUGGAAAGUUGGAGAGGUUUGUAGCUGAGUGGGUUGAGAAGCUUUCUGUUGUCAUUUUGAGGGGAUUUGAUGCUCGUUGCAGAGAUUAUAUAAAGAACAGGAGGCAGUGGCAGGAGAAGGGUGAAGAGGCUUGGACGGUAUCCAAGUCUAUAAUUGGGGCUCUAGAUUAUUUGCAAGGAAAAGUUUCAGUACUAGAAAAAGAUUUGAAUGGUGUAGAUUUCGUUGGGGUCUGGAGAAGUUUGGCUGCUGGGGUGGAUCGAUUGGUUUUUAGUGGUAUUCUUAUGAGCAACGUGAAGUUUUAUGAUGGUGGUGUUGAGAGAUUUGAUAGCGACUUGCAGGUUUUAUUCGGGGUGUUUGGAGCUUGGUGUUUAAGACCAGAAGGCUUCUUCCCAAAAGUAACUGAGGGCUUAAAGUUGUUGAAGAUGGGCAAGAAGCAGCUCCAAGAGAGUCUGGUCGGAGGAGAGAAAUGGAUAAAGGAUAAUGGGAUUAGGCAUUUGAGUGUAACCGAGACACAAAAGAUACUGAGGAGUAGAGUAUUCCAAAAUUGAAAGCUUUAGAGGUAAAGUCCCUUCUUUUUGUGUUCUCUCAAGAAGACAGAAAACUUGGAAGAACAAUGCCAAGCUUAUCUCAGGUUUCGAGAAGCGUUGGGGAGGAUUUUUCGAUGUACAUUGCUCUGGACUGACUAAUUUCAUUUUUAUGAAACAAUAAUUUCAAGUUUCACUAGGAAGACUUGUUACAACUCAUGGCUAAAGCAUCUCGUGUUCUCGAAUUGCAGGCAAGCAUCCUCUGCAUGAUACACCUUUGUUAGAGUUGUUAAUGAAAUGGUAAAUGUAGUUAUAAUUCUCAUUCGUUAUAGGAGUUGAAAUGGACAACGAAUUACCUUUUUUGCAGUUUCAUCAUUCAGCAAGGGACAUGUUUGGAUGUCUGUGUGAAGCGUUUGUUCUCCCAGUAACAGGAAUUUAAUGAAUCAUUCAGGGGACUAGCCAAAGAAUGAUGUAUCAUACCCAAAAUUCAAGGGAUAUUGGA
Messenger RNA from Juglans microcarpa x Juglans regia, 2946 nucleotides. RefSeq names its product RINT1-like protein MAG2. Gene Ontology annotation, biological process: regulation of ER to Golgi vesicle-mediated transport; retrograde vesicle-mediated transport, Golgi to endoplasmic reticulum; endoplasmic reticulum to Golgi vesicle-mediated transport. The record is from RefSeq and is a predicted model, not a curated record. The coding region runs from base 54 to 2468 and encodes 804 amino acids. Gene Ontology annotation, cellular component: Dsl1/NZR complex. NCBI's taxonomy places the organism in Eukaryota, Viridiplantae, Streptophyta, Magnoliopsida, Fagales, Juglandaceae. The transcript is spliced from 4 exons.